AUGGUCGAUUAUAAACAUUGGAUAGGUCAAGUUUCUGACGAUACCAGAAUUUCCAAAUUGUCAAUUCCAGGCACACACAAUUCCGCUGCAUGUCACACGGCGUUACCAUCAGUGCAAUGUCAAGGCGCUAGUGUCACUGAGCAAUUAGAGCACGGUGUCAGAUUUCUCGAUAUUAGAGUUGGAAGAUUAUUUGUUGGUGACAAUAAAGACGAUUUACAAGUAAUCCACGGUAAAUUUCCUGUCAAGAUCCCCUUCCCCUUGAAAUUGACUGAUACUUUGAAAGAGGUUUAUGACUUUUUGGAGCACAAUAAAAGCGAGACCGUUAUCGUUUCCAUCAAGCAAGAAGGUUCUGACGAUUGGGAUAAUAAGAAUGACGAAUUUGGAAAAUUGAUUUGGAACAACUAUGUUCUGAAAAACAAGGACAGGUGGUACUUGAAAACGGAUAUUCCCAGAGUAGGAGACGCUCGUGGUAAAGCCAUCUUGUUUAGAAGAUUUGGUGUUCAAGAUGAAAACUUGAAAAACCAAUUUGGGUUUAGUGCAAACUUUUGGACUUACAACACUACUGAUGAUGAUCGUGGCACUUUUGUUGUUCAGGAUUAUUGUGAAGUUCAAACUGCUCAAGAUUUACCAAAAAAGAUUCAAUAUGUCAAGGACUUGGCCAAGAAAGCUCAGGAGUACACUCAGAGCCACGAUGACAAGCUUUUUGUUAAUUUCACUUCUGGAUCAAACUUUUUUGACAGGGAAUGUUGGCCAGAACCAGUUGCCAAGGCUAUGGUUGAAGGGAACAUUCAAGAUACGUUCCACAAGGGAGUUGGUGUCAUUGUUUUGGAUUAUGCUGAGGUGAACGACUGGAAAUUGGUCAAGGACUUGGUCAAUUCCAACUUUUGA
This is a messenger RNA of Lodderomyces elongisporus, 888 nucleotides long. RefSeq names its product Plc2p (gene PLC2). The record is from RefSeq and is a predicted model, not a curated record. The transcript has a single exon. Gene Ontology annotation, biological process: lipid metabolic process. Gene Ontology annotation, molecular function: phosphoric diester hydrolase activity. The coding region runs from base 1 to 888 and encodes 295 amino acids. NCBI's taxonomy places the organism in Eukaryota, Fungi, Ascomycota, Pichiomycetes, Serinales, Debaryomycetaceae.